GACCGGCGGGCCCGGAGCCCGCGCCCCGCCCCUGAGCCGCGCGUCGGCGCCGCUCUUCGCCCGCUCUGGCGUCUGCGGCCGGCGCAGCUGUGAGACCCCGUGGCGCGCGGAGCCUGGGCCCGGACGGCGGGGCGGCGCUGGCCUUGCAGGAAAAGGCUCAGGUUUGAAACUAGAGAAGGAUUGCCGGGGAAAGUAAAUCAUCUACUUAACCAAAGAGAUGUCAGCUUUUUUAUAGGAAUUGCUUCAAGUCAAAGUCAUGGUGGAUGUAGGAAAAUGGCCAAUCUUUACUCUGCUCUCACCGCAAGAAAUUGCAUCUAUUCGAAAAGCAUGUGUCUUUGGCACCUCAGCCAAUGAAGCGCUGUACGUCACUGACAAUGAUGAGGUCUUUGUGUUUGGACUGAAUUAUAGUAACUGCCUAGGAACUGGAGAUAACCAGAGUACACUUGUACCCAAGAAGCUAGAAGCCUUAUGUGGAAAGAAGAUUAAAAGCCUUAGUUAUGGGAGUGGCCCCCAUGUUCUUCUUAGCACUGAAGAUGGCGUGGUCUAUGCCUGGGGCCACAAUGGAUACAGUCAGCUGGGCAAUGGGACGACCAACCAAGGCAUUGCCCCAAUCCAAGUGUGCACCAAUCUCUUGAUCAAGCAGGUUGUUGAAGUGGCAUGUGGCUCACAUCAUUCAAUGGCUCUGGCAGCUGAUGGCGAGGUAUUUGCUUGGGGCUAUAACAACUGUGGCCAGGUGGGAUCAGGAUCUACAGCAAAUCAACCAACUCCUCGAAAGGUUACCAACUGUUUACAUAUUAAGAGGGUAGUUGGCAUUGCCUGUGGUCAGACCUCCUCCAUGGCUGUUCUGGAUAGUGGUGAGGUCUAUGGCUGGGGCUACAAUGGCAAUGGCCAGCUGGGUUUGGGAAACAAUGGCAACCAGCUAACCCCCAUGAGAGUGGCAGCUUUGCACAGUGUGUGUGUGAACCAGAUUGUCUGCGGCUAUGCGCAUACUCUUGCACUAACAGAUGAGGGCUUGCUCUAUGCCUGGGGAGCUAACACGUAUGGGCAGCUGGGAACUGGUAAUAAAAAUAACCUGCUAAGCCCGGCACACAUCAUGGUGGAGAAAGAAAGGGUGAUAGAAAUUGCAGCCUGUCACUCCGCCCACACGUCUGCCGCCAAGACCCAGGGCGGGCACGUGUACAUGUGGGGCCAGUGCCGGGGCCAGUCGGUGAUCCUCCCUCACCUCACCCACUUCUCCUGCACUGAUGACGUGUUUGCCUGUUGUGCUACACCUGCUGUCACCUGGCGCCUUUUGUCUGUAGAGCAUGAAGACUUUUUAACAGUUGCAGAGUCACUGAAGAAAGAAUUUGAUAGUCCAGAAACUGCUGAUCUGAAGUUUCGAAUUGAUGGGAAAUAUGUUCAUGUCCAUAAAGCUGUGUUGAAAAUCAGGUGUGAGCAUUUUCGAUCCAUGUUCCAAUCCUACUGGAAUGAGGACAUGAAAGAGGUGAUAGAAAUAGACCAGUUUUCCUACCCCGUGUAUCGUGCCUUUCUCCAGUACCUCUACACUGACACAGUGGAUCUGCCACCAGAAGAUGCUAUAGGUCUUUUGGAUUUGGCGACAUCUUACUGUGAAAACAGACUGAAAAAACUUUGUCAGCACAUUAUCAAGCGAGGAAUUACUGUGGAGAAUGCAUUUUCAUUAUUCUCUGCUGCAGUCAGAUAUGAUGCAGAGGAUUUAGAAGAAUUCUGCUUUAAGUUUUGCAUCAAUCAUUUGACAGAAGUUACACAGACUGCAGCAUUUUGGCAAAUGGAUGGCCCUCUGCUAAAGGAGUUCAUUGCUAAAGCCAGUAAAUGUGGAGCCUUUAAGAACUGAAGCUGCUGGGGUGUGAGUGCGUGCUCUGGGCACUGGUGGGAACAUGUCCAGCCUGUGCUGUGCAGACAGUGUGAUUCUGCAGGUAAAACCUAUCUGGUGGUUCAGACUCAGUCUCUGUAGGAAUUCAUGAAGGAUAUAUGGCUUCUUCUGAGCCCCUUUUAAACAACUUAUUUCCAGAUACAUAUACUCUAAAUGUAACCCCUCUUGACAUCUGAGCUGGAACACUGAGAAGAGCAUGCAAGUUUAGUUGCUUUGGUUUUGGGUGAGAAGCACUGUGGAAUUUAGGUAUAGGAAGUUCUGCAGCUGUCCUGGGUUAUGUAUCACAGCCGUUGGAUGCCAGGAUUGUUGAGUUUGUCAAUUGUGAGGUGACUGCAGAGGCGCUACCAUGAGUAAUAGACGCUGACCCUGGCCUUGAAGUGCUCCAUCAGUUGCCAUCCUGAACCUUCCUGUGAGGGGGAAGUUAGAGCUGCUCAAGACUUUUGUUCCUGUGCUUUUGCUAAUGACUUUUUAACUUCAAGAGAUGUAUCAAACUAAUAAGCCUACUGAAAUAAGUAAUCAUUUCUAUACCAAGAUUUCUCAAGAUUUAAGUCAUCAAGAAUAGAAAUUUAGAACUGUUCAUGAAAAGUUGAUAAUGAAGGAAACUUUCGAUACAGUCCAAUAUUUUGUAACUAGAAUCUCCACCAUUUAUCCAUUUUUUUCAUUCAAUUGAAUUUUAGAAGUAAAAUUUGUUACUCUACCUUUUCCCUUAGUUCAUAAGGGAAAAGCAGUGACACAUAUAGUACACUCUUGCCUUUAUGAUGGAUGCUGAAUCAUCAGGCCUGCUACACUGUGGCUUGAAGAAACAGUCCCUAAAAACACCUUUCUUUUACAACUUAAGUGGAAUUUGCUUUAUUUUUUUUUUUUAUCUAGGCCAAACUCUAACACAAACUAACUUAUUUAAAAAACUUUACCACCUACUUUUGGUUUCUUUUUUUUGUUAGGUGUACUCUGUAAUGUUGAGAGAGCUGUAAAAUCAUGGUUUUCCCAAAAAUGUCUUGUUUAAAAGAUAGGUUUGUUUGGUCUGGUUAUGAAAUGUGACUUUGGAAUUUAAGAGCGUUCACCUCUCUGAUUGAUCAUGUGUCCACUGAGCUUGUUUCAAGAACAAAGCUUUGUCCUGCUGUCUGGUUCAUGAACUCAUUUCCAUUUGUGUGUGCUCUCAUAAUGUAUUCCAUUUCCUGCUUAGAAGUGCCCCUUCUGGACUUGGAGCCUGAAUGUUCUCAGAUUCACAUUAACAACAGGAAGCAGAUACUCUGUAGUUACUGUUGCAGCAAACAUUUAUUGGGGGUGAGUAGGGAGUGAGGUCCCAAAGAUAGGAAUUUUUAACAGGCAGAAUAACUGCAAACCUGAAGUCCCAACCCUGUACUCUCUCUCCUUGAUCAUAUCAUGAGCAAUCGAAGCUCAGUGAACUACUAGAUUAGAAUUAGCUCUGCAGCAUAAUAGUUAUUCUUACUGGAUGGUGAAUGCACAUUAAUUUGCUUAUAGUAGGUAGUGUUUAUUACAGUUCUGUAGCUUUAUGACCUGAAUAAAAUGAAAAUUUAAGUAUGUUUACUAUUGCUUACUUGAAAAAAGUCAAAAGCACAAAUUAAAAAUAGCAGAUCCAUAUCCAGAUAGUUCAUUCACUGAAAAAAAUAACUGAGUUCCUAAUACAGGUGAAGAACCACUUCUCAGAUUAUUGAGUAAUUUGUGUAUGUAUUAGUGAAGAAAACAAGUCCUUCAAAAAGUACUUUUUUAAAAAAAACAUACACUGUCUUAUUUUUCUACUUGGUUUCGUUGUUAAUCCUAGCAAAAGACUAAAACUGUUCUUUACUUUUUUCGUCUGAUGUAAUAUGGAAACCAAAGCACUCACAUUUCUUAAAAUAACCCUAAAUGCACUCUUGAGCUUCUUACUGGAACAAUGUUUGAUACUCUUGUGUAUAGGCUGUACUUAUGCAAUGUUUAAAAUGACACUAAUAAAGUAAUCCUUUAAGGCAGG
Messenger RNA from Octodon degus (degu), 3863 nucleotides. It is a transcript of the gene Rcbtb1, whose product is annotated as RCC1 and BTB domain containing protein 1. The transcript has 13 exons. Lineage: Eukaryota; Metazoa; Chordata; Mammalia; Rodentia; Octodontidae. The record is from RefSeq and is a predicted model, not a curated record. The coding region runs from base 257 to 1852 and encodes 531 amino acids. Gene Ontology annotation, molecular function: protein binding.